Ilex paraguariensis (yerba mate) is the source of this 517-nucleotide messenger RNA. The record is from the annotation of a GenBank genome assembly. NCBI's taxonomy places the organism in Eukaryota, Viridiplantae, Streptophyta, Magnoliopsida, Aquifoliales, Aquifoliaceae.
AUGAAGGUUUAUUACUUUGCGUUUAAACUUGAAAAUUCAUUGACAAGUAAUCGUGGCAUUGGGAGAUUUUUUGAUCAUGUUCUCUAUGGAAUAUUGCUUCUGCUUGCAGGAAGUGAGAUAUCCUUCUUCAAAAAUGGGAUUUGUCAAGGUGUUGCUUUCAAGGAUCUGUAUGGUGGUCGUUAUUAUCCUGCAGCUUCCAUGUAUACUCUUCCCAAUCAACCCAAUUGUCUUGUCAAAUUCAACUUUGGCCCUGAUUUUGAAUUUUUCCCGGAAGACUUCGGUGACCGGCCUGUCCCGAGACCCAUGAUAGAAGUUCCUUAUCAUGGCUUCGAUGGCAGAAUUGAGAAUGGUGUGUCCAACGAGAAGAAACAUUAGCUGUAAAGCAGAUUAUCACAUAUUUACAUAAUAUAUGCGGAAUUGGGGGUUGACUGAACUUAAUUUCUUCUGGAAUUUUGAUAAUGCUUAUGUGAUGACUGACUACUGAACAGUCCGAUUGUUUGUAAUUGCUACUUCUCUA